UCCGGCGGUGGGACGGUGCGGGCGGCGGGCGCCAUGGGGAGCCGCGGGCAGGCGAGUGGGGCGCACGCAUUCGAUCCGUGCUGGGAGGUUUUGAAGCUUUUCAAGUUGUUACACAGAACACGGCAAGAAGUUUUUAAAAAUGAUACCAAAGCCCUUGAAGCUGCAAGGCAAAAGAUAAAUGAAGAAUUCAGAAAUAACCGAGAUGAGACGUCUGAAGAGAAGAUAAAUGAGCUUCUGAAAAUAGGUUCAGAUGUUGAAGUGAUUCUCAGAACUUCUGUUAUUCAGGCAGUUCACACAGAUUCUGACAAAAUAGUACUCAUACCCAGGAAAGAUCUGCUACAGGACAACACUCCUUACAUAGAUAAACCAACAAAAAAGCAAGAAUCCUGAGGAAAUAUUGUUACCAGGAAAAAAAGAGACUGAAAUCAAUUCACUGAUUGUGAGUGCUGGGUUAUCAUCAUGCGUUUGUUCUUUGGAAGAUAGUAAUACUUUCACAGAACUUAAAAGUACAUUGCUGAAUUGUGUUACUUCAGCCAAGAAUGCUUCUGACUAUGACAGCUGUCAGACAGAGAUUUUUUUUCCCAGCAAUCCAGAGUUUUUCAAACCUAUAUAAAAAUUAAAUGGAGUACUUAAUACUGAUAAUAUUUAUUUUUAAGUUGUCAAUCAUAAGCUGCUUUGAAGUAAUGAAAAUUCAUCUUGUGGCAUUUAACGUUAAAUUUAUACUUUGCACCAAAAGCACAAUUCUGAAGUUUGACAUUAAUUGUACACCAGUAUACUGUGAUGCUUGAGAGAGUUCUUAAAGGUUUAUCUGAAUAAAUUAUUUCUGUUUUACAGAUGG
Oenanthe melanoleuca is the source of this 838-nucleotide messenger RNA. RefSeq names its product LYR motif containing 7 (gene LYRM7). NCBI's taxonomy places the organism in Eukaryota, Metazoa, Chordata, Aves, Passeriformes, Muscicapidae. The record is from RefSeq and is a predicted model, not a curated record. Gene Ontology annotation, biological process: mitochondrial respiratory chain complex III assembly. The coding region runs from base 34 to 390 and encodes 118 amino acids. The transcript has 5 exons.